Messenger RNA from Salvia hispanica, 1675 nucleotides. NCBI's taxonomy places the organism in Eukaryota, Viridiplantae, Streptophyta, Magnoliopsida, Lamiales, Lamiaceae. The record is from RefSeq and is a predicted model, not a curated record.
AUUAAUCCUAAGAAUAAUGAGGAGUGUUGUUUCGGAGCUUGAGGGCACCCUUUUGAAGGACCCUAAUGUGUUCUCCUAUUUCAUGCUAGUCGCAUUCGAGGCCUCGGGCCUCGUUCGUUUCGCGCUGCUGCUAAUGCUGUGGCCCCUCGUUCGCCUUCUCGAGGCGUGUGGGAGGGGCGAUGAGGGGCUCAAGCUCACCGUGUUUGUGGCGACGGCCGGGGUCCGUUUUCAGGAGAUUCAAUCCGUGACUAGAGCGGUUUUGCCUAAGUUCUUCUUUGAUGAUUUGAAUAUGGAGGCGUGGAGUGUUUUCAGCGGCGGAGAUAGGCGAGUCGUGGUGAGUAAAAUGCCGAGCGUCAUGGUCGAGAUGUUCGCCAUGGAUCAUUUGAGGGCCGAUGAGGUUAUCGGAACCCAGCUCUCGGUUAACCGGUUUGGCCUCGCCACCGGUUUUUUGAAGCGUGAUUUUGAUUCGAUUGCGGAGGAUGUGGCCGAGUUGUUUGGCGACAACUGUGGUCGACCUAGUGUGGGACUAGGGAGACUUGGUUGUGGUUCGGGUCCAUAUUUUCUUCCUUUGUGUCAGAUGUCAACAUGUAGACAUUGCAUGUCAACAGAAGGCAUAACAUACAAACAAUGCCAUCCACCAUUUCCAAAUGUGAGUGGUGCAAAACAUAUCCUCCGCCCUAUGCCAGUGAUCUUCCACGACGGUCGCCUUGCAAAGCGACCGACGCCCGGGGCUGCCCUCCUAAUCCUCGUAUGGAUCCCUCUAGGGAUCCUCCUAGCGGCCGUCCGGAUCUCGGUGGGCCUAACCCUACCAAUGUGGGCCAUCCCAAGAGUGGCCCCCAUCUUCGGGGGAAGGGUGGUGGUGAAAGGCACCCCUCCCCCGCCAGCCUCAGAUUCCAACUCCGGGGUCCUAUUCGUCUGCACCCACCGGACUCUAAUGGACCCAGUAGUCCUCUCCGCCGUCCUCCAUCGCCGGAUUCCGGCGGUGACGUAUUCAAUCUCCCGGUUAUCGGAGAUCCUCUCCCCGAUCCCCACCGUCCGGCUGACCCGGAUCCGCGACGUGGACGCGGAGAACAUAAAGCGAGAGCUGGAGAGAGGCGACCUCGUGGUGUGCCCCGAGGGGACGACGUGCCGGGAGCCGUUCCUACUCCGGUUCAGCGGGCUGUUCGCGGAGCUGACGGACCGGAUCGUGCCGGUGGCGAUGAAUUAUAGGGUGGGGCUGUUCCACGCGACGACGGCGAGGGGGUGGAAGGGGAUGGACCCGAUCUUCUUCUUCAUGAACCCGAGGCCAGUUUACGAGGUAACGUUCCUUAACCAGCUGCCGGCGGAGGAGACUUGCUCGGCGGGAAGGAGCCCUCACGACGUGGCGAAUUACGUGCAGAGGAUUCUGGCGGCCACGCUGGGGUUUGAGUGCACUAACUUCACGCGGAGGGAUAAGUACCGUGUGCUCGCCGGGAAUGAUGGGAUGGUGACGCAGGGGAGGAGUCCGGUGAAGGAUGUGGCCAAAUUGGUGAGGAAAGUGGUCGGGGGUUUCGUCUAUUAGACGACGGAUUUUGCUGUUGCUUUUCUACACAUAUUUUAUGUAUAGUACUAGUAUUUUAAUUGAGUGUAUAUUGUGUAGAUGUAACGAGGUGUGUAAUGAUGGUAUAUAUUUUUAUGGAGUACUAUUCAAUUUCAA